UUGAGACGAGGGAGUCGUUGGACACAGACGUGCCAUUGCGCUAGUAUAAUCGUGUUUCGUAAAGCCAAGCCAGAAAACGUGUUUAUUUGAAUUAUUGUGUGGUGAUAAAAAGUUUUAAUAAUAAUAAGCGGGCUGUUAUGUGAUGAGACAUUUCGGAUUUUAUGAAGAGGAUGUUUCUUUUAAUAGCCGUUAUCAGCUUACUUAUAAAAGAGUCCUUAUUACUGAGGAUAGUCCGGGUCAAUGUGCCGUCGUAUCGAGUGAGGGGUCAGCUGGCACAGUUGGAUUGUGAUUACGAAUUAGGAGACGAUACGUUAUAUUCAGUGAAAUGGUACAGAGAUAAUGAAGAGUUCUAUCGAUACAUGCCAAAAUAUGACCCCCCAAAGCUUUGGUAUAAAUUGGAUGGAGUCAAAGUUGAUCUGUCAAAAUCGGACGAUAGAAGAGUAGUAUUACAUCAGGUUACACUAAAAUCAUCAGGAUUAUACAGAUGUGAGGUUUCUGCUGAAGCUCCAAGUUUUGCGUCAUCGGCUGGGGAAGGUAGAAUGGAAGUUAUAUAUUUACCUCGGGAAGGGCCAAGAAUAACAGGAAAUGAACAGGAAAAUAGACGAGGGGAUUCCUUAUUUUUAAAUUGUACAUCAGGACGGUCAUAUCCAGCAGCUAUUUUGAGUUGGGACAUCGAUGGUGAAAAGGUAACUGAUCCGGCGCUACUAGUAGAAUAUCCACCAAUCCAGCACUCGCAUGGACUGCUUUCAACUGCAUUAGGGCUGCGGGUACCAGCAGGUCGAACUAUGCAAGUUAAAUGUACGGCAAGGGUUGCGCCUGCAUGGAGGGAAGGCAGCGAAGCAGUGGUUGGCAAUAGCCAGCUAGCAGACAGUAAGGAAGCUAUGUUGUUAGUGAGGAGCUCAAGCGCGACGUCUACAUUAAGUGUAACGUUGUUAACACUUUGCCUACUCCAAUUUCUCAGUUCUUUAAAACAAACGUGAUAAUUUAUUCCCUCUAAGUUAUUAAUACGACUUUGGUGACACGAACUCUGAAAGGACGAUUAAGGCACGCCAUAUAGAAUAUUUUAUGAUAUAAGUUUUUUUUAUUCCAAGAGUAAUCAAAAUCAUUCUAUCGAAUUGCAUAGAUGGAUCAUAUUAUUAUUUAUAGAUCAGAUCGCAUACAUAUCUUUUAUAUAUCUUUAGGAAUUAUUUAUUUCACAUUUAUUUUAUAAUUAUUAAUAAAUCUGAAACAAUGUCAAUUAUUUGUUUUCUCGUUUCAACAAAGCUUAUAAUUGUAAUCUAAAUUAUUAUGAAAUGUAAAUACAAGUUUAGGGAUGCCUUCUUAGAUAUACUGAUACUAAUGUAAAUAAUAGAAGUUCUUUUAUAUCGUUAUUGAAAAUAUUAGGCAAUAAACAAAAAUGUACGUAUUUAAUUGAAAAUGUUGAUGUAAAUUUAGUAUGCGUUUCAACUUUAUUAUUUUAUUAAAUUUGAUAUAAUUAAGGA
Messenger RNA from Danaus plexippus (monarch butterfly), 1481 nucleotides. RefSeq lists its product as uncharacterized. The transcript has 6 exons. The record is from RefSeq and is a predicted model, not a curated record. NCBI's taxonomy places the organism in Eukaryota, Metazoa, Arthropoda, Insecta, Lepidoptera, Nymphalidae. The coding region runs from base 162 to 980 and encodes 272 amino acids.